This is a messenger RNA of Ilex paraguariensis (yerba mate), 594 nucleotides long. Lineage: Eukaryota; Viridiplantae; Streptophyta; Magnoliopsida; Aquifoliales; Aquifoliaceae. The record is from the annotation of a GenBank genome assembly.
AUGCCACCUGUGGAGGCCUUUGGGCAACGCUUCGCUGCGAGCAUGAACAAUGCAUCUUUCCAGUUCCCCACCAAGUUGUCAAUGUUACAAGCUUUUUUCAACAACGUUGAUGGAAUCUACACCACUGAUUUUCCUGAUCAACCACCAUUGAUAUUUGACUACACUAAUGCAAAUAACAGCUUAAAUCAAUCCCUUUUGAUAACAACAAAGUCAACAAAAGUGAAGAAAGUCAAGUUUAAUGCAACGGUUGAGAUGGUGAUGCAGAACACAGCUUUGAUUGGUGUGGAAAAUCACCCUAUACACUUGCAUGGAUUCAACUUCUAUGUGUUGGCUCAAGGGUUUGGCAACUUCGAUCCUGUGAACGAUCCGAAAAAGUUUAAUUUUGACAAUCCACAAAAACGUAACACGAUUGCUGUACCAAUUGGGGGGUGGGCUGUCAUUAGAUUCCGGGCUAACAAUCCAGGUGUAUGGUUGAUGCACUGUCACUUUGACGUGCACUUGCCAUGGGGCCUGGCCACCGCUUUCGUCGUUGAGAAUGGAGGAACACCGUCAUCCACCCUGCCUCCGCCUCCCCUUGAUCUACCUCAUUGCUAG